AAAGAGAUGAAAAGGAAAAUAUCGGUGAAAAGAAAUAAGGCAGCGAUAAUGAAGAAAGUGAAACCUUAAUUUGAUAGUGCAGAUUAGUUAUCAAGAAUAGAACUGUAUAAGAGACUUGAUUAAAACAACCCAUUAAAUUAAGGAAUGCGACCUUAUGAAGGAUUUAAUGGACCAAAGAGUACUUUGAUUAACUAAAUUAAGAGGAGAGAUCAAUGACAGAUCGAUUAUGUUUGUUUUUCUUAAUUGUAUUCUUUUGUGCAACAGUAUUUCAUGGAAUCGUAUUGAUCAGUUAUGGAAACAUUAAUCGAAUAUCAAAUGGUUAUGAUUUUCGAGAAGAGAUAUGUGGAAUAGAUGGUUUAAUUAAUCUACCUUAUUUAUAUUAUCUAUAACCAUCAGUAGAUUUGAAUGUAGCCAUGUGUGUUAAUGAAUGUCCUUAAUCUACAGGAAAAUAUAUAUGUUUAUAUUCAAUUGAUCAUUUCACUACAACUAACUUUUGUUAUGUUUAAAUGAGUUCAACUAAAAUGGCAAGAUAUUGUAUUCCAAAAGAACCAGUAAGCAGAAAAAUCGUAGAUGAUUAUUUAAGUUAAACUGAAUCAUAUAUCAAACGAACUAUGUCUGAUAUUUUAUUAAGUCUUGAUCUUAUUAUAUUGUCUAUUAUCUUAUUGGGAUUAUCAGCAUAUUUAUUAACGUAUUUAUUAAGUUUCCCAUCGAUUGUUAAGUAUUAAGUUUGGGGAUAAAUAUGGUUAAGUAUUUUAUGUUUUGGAGUACUUUCUUUUUUGUUUUAUAGAGAAUAUGAAAGAGUUAUUGAAACUAGAUGUUUAUAUAAAGUUGAUAAACACUAUUGUGGAGGUGAUAGAGCAACCUUAUUUUAUUUAGCGUGUAUUGCUACUGCUAGUGUAGGAUUACUAUUCCUUUUUAAUAUCAUGAAAUUAUUCAAUAAAAUCAAUUUGGGAAUUAGUCUUAUUAAGACUUCUGCUUAAAUUGUUGUUGUUCUUAAAUAAUUACGCUUUUUUGCUAUCUUUGUUGCAAUUUUUGGAUUUUUUUAAUUUGGAUACUCUGUUUAUGUUAUCUUCUAUGGAAUGACUAUAGGAGAAAGAAAUACUAUUUAAGCACUCAAUAUUAAUGGAGAUGCUGUCAAGAUAUUUACUACCACUUAAAUCUAUUAACUUUCAUUGCCUUUUUAGGCUUUCAUGAUUCUCUUCUUUUUAUUAUUUGCAAUGAGUGUCAAUGAAAUGUUUAAUUCAUAUGCUUUAAGUGUUUGGUUUUUCACCAAAAAAAAAGAUGUUGUCUAAAUACCAUUAUUAGUUGUACUUAGAGAAUUAUUACUCCAUCAUCUUGGAACUUGUGUUUAUGCUGUCUUUAUGGAAAUAUUCUUUUUUAUCCCCAAAUGGAUAUUUUAUACCAUCUAUUAUUUCCUUAGUAGCUUACCUUAAGAUUCCAUGAUUGUUAGAUUCAUUCAAGGAUGUUGUCUUUGCUGUCUUGCUUGCUAUCAAAAUUGUUUAAGAUAUUUAAGCAAACAUACUUUAGUUUAAGUUGCCAUCUGGUCUGAAGGCUAUAGUCUAUCUUCCAGAAAGGCAUUCUUUUUAUUAGAUAGACAUAAAGAAAAAAUACAUGAUUUAGAUUUUCUCAUUGAAUUUAUACUCUUUCUAUUAAAAUUGUCCAACAGUCUCAUUGUAAGCUUACCAAUUUAUAUUUACCUUUCUAUAAGUGAUACUACACUUUUGGGAAUCAAUGUUAAUGAUAUUGAAAGUCCCUUAAUACCUACAUUAUUUGUAUUCUUAAUUGGAUUUUUCUAUGUUUCAGUAUUUUAAGUAAGUUAUGAUAUCACAACAAAAUCAGUUAUUUAAUUAUAUUUGGUAGAUAGAGAAAUGUUUUAUGGAGAAUAAAGAUUUGUUGAAGAUUUUGUUCAAAAGUUUAUGGAAUUUUAUGGAAAAAAAGAGGCUGAUUAAUUAAAAAUAAAGAGUAAUGUAUAAAGGAAAUUUAAUGCUCAAGUUGCACCUGAGACUAUAAAUAAAGAAUUAGAUGAACCUAGUUAUUAAUCUGAAGAACAAGAAGAGGAAGAUGAGGAAGAAUAAGAGGAGGAAUUUGAUGAUAUAAAUUUACAAGAUGAUAAUUCCAGUCCUGAACUUGGGAACAAUUUUAAUGGUAAGAAUAGAACAAAUGCUCAUCAUAUAGUUGCUGAUCCAUUUUAAUUAGAUGAUGCAAGUGAUAGUAGAUCAUAGACAUAAUGGAAGAGUGGUUCGAAUUUUAAUAAAUGAAUUAUAAA
Molecule: messenger RNA, 2266 nt
Organism: Paramecium sonneborni
Lineage: Eukaryota; Ciliophora; Oligohymenophorea; Peniculida; Parameciidae
Source: the annotation of a GenBank genome assembly